GAGAGUCAGUGUUAGUGUUAGGUUACAGAUGCGGUUUAAAGUCGACCUUGCAUUACGUUGUACAGCUUGGCAAUCAUAAGUUGUUUUCUCCAGGUUACGUAUUGAUUAGCAUAAGUAGCCUAUUUGCAUAACCCGCAUGCCGGUUGGCUGACAGAUAAUCAUCCAAGCUUGUGAAACAAACUCGCCCUGCUUUCCAGCGAACAGGAGGAGGAGGAAGGGAGUGCAUCGGCUCUUACACACACUGCUUUAAUUAAUCAAAUAAGAAGCUAUUUGACAAAAGCCGGCUCGGACUGCAGGGGCUGUGGAGGAGGAGGACCAGUGCAAUGAUGACGGGCAGAUCUGUGAAAGACGUUGACAGAUACCAGGCUGUUCUCAACUCUUUACUGGCGCUGGAAGAUAAUAAAUUCUGCGCUGACUGCCAAUCAAAAGGUCCAAGAUGGUCGUCCUGGAAUUUGGGCAUCUUCAUCUGUAUCCGCUGUGCUGGUAUACAUCGAAACCUGGGGGUCCACAUCUCCAAGGUCAAGUCUGUCAAUCUGGAUCAGUGGACACAGGAGCAGGUCCAGUGUGUUCAGGAGAUGGGAAACGCCAAAGCCAGACGUCUCUACGAGGCUUUCUUACCUGAGUGUUUCCAGCGCCCAGAGUCAGACCAGUCUGCAGAGAUGUUCAUUAGGGACAAGUAUGAAAAGAAGAAGUACAUCGAUAAGGUCAUUGACAUCCAGAUGCUAAGGAAAGAAAAGAGCUGCGACAAUAUACCCAAGGAACCAGUUGUGUUUGAGAAGAUGAAAUUGAAAAAAGACGUCAGCCCCAAGACAAAUACCCAGGCUGUCACAGAUCUGCUUGGAUUAGAUGCCCCUGCUCCAAGUCCUGCAGUGUCUAAUGGUCGAGGAUGUGUUUCAGACAGUAAUGGGAGCCCAGCGGGGUCCAAACCACCUCUGGCACACUCUGCACUAGAUCUCUUCAGCUCUCUGCCAGCACCAGCCACUGCUUCCUCUAAAAGAAACACGCCUGUUUCCUGCUCCAUGCCCCAGAGCAGAGUAACUGCCUCUGUGCCUGAAAACCUCAGUCUGUUCCUGGAUCGUACAGCAAAAGCAGAGGGGGGCGCUGUCAAGAAACUGUCCAAGGACUCGAUUCUCUCCCUGUACGCCUCCACUCCAUCAGUUCAUGGCAGUAUGUCUUCUCAUGCAGGCUUGUACAUGAACCAAAUGGGAUACCCGACACACCCAUAUGGAUCGUACCACUCUUUAGCCCAGGCAGGUGGAAUGGGAGGCCCAAUGAUGACAUCACAGAUGGCCAUGAUGGGACAGCAACAGAGCGCCAUGAGUGGAGUUCAACAAAGCAGCAUGAUGGGACAGCAGAAUGGCUUAAUGGGUGCUCAGGGUGUCAUGGCACAGCCUAGUGGCGCUAUGGCGUCACCUUACAUGACAGGGAUGACCCAGGGCGUGAUGGGACAGCAAAGCGCAAUGAUGGUACAGCAGCAGAAUGGGAUGAUGGGGCAGCAGCCAAAUAGCAUUGUGGGACAUCAACAGAAUGGGAUGAUGGGACAGCAGCAGAAUGGGAUGAUGGGACAGCAGCAGAAUGGGAUGAUGGGACAGCAGCAGAAUGGGAUGAUGGGACAGCAGAAUGGGAGGAUGGGACAGCAGCAGAAUGGAAGGAUGGGUCAGCAGCAAGUUGGAGGUUUACCUCAACAGCAGGUGUACGGAGUGCAACAAGCUCAUCAGCUACAGUGGAACUUUACCCAGAUGACUCAGCAUAUGGCCGGUAUGAAUGUCUGCAACACCAAUGGCAUGAUAGGAUACAGCAGUCAACAAAUGGGAGGCUCGACAACUCAAAGCUCAGUGCACAUGACGGCUCAUGUUUGGAAAUGAUCUCAUCUAUCAAACAUGUGAUUUCACGCCAAUAACCCACAGAAAAGGGGGGGACUGAGUUGUAGGAACCUUCGGAUCAGACUUUCCAGGAGAAAUUUUCUAAUGAAAGGGGGAAGAAGUAGAAGAAGAGGAAGAAGAAGGAAAAGUGGGAGGAGAUGGAGACAGGUGUGAAAAAGCUGAAGGUUUAGAAAACCACUACUACCUCUUUCUCUCUCCUCUCUGCCCAUGCUUCCUAUUCUCUCUGCCAUUCAUGGCCAUGUUUUGCAUAUUCCCAUUCUUGCCUUCAGAACACUUUGGUAUGAUGUCCAAGAAAACAGGGUUCAAGGUUAACUGGUUAGGACUAGACAUUGUUUUUUGUAGUCUGUAUGCUUUGUGCAAGCGUUGUUCAAAUCAGCUAUUGGUGGGUGUCUGUUAACCAACUGCACGACUUAAAAGAACAGGUUUUAUUUUACAGUUUUAAUUGAUCAGACUCGGAAGUAAAUGCAAAACUUACAUAACUUAAAACCAUUGGUUGAUGUGCUUGAAUUUUGUUUAAUUUGGUAAAUAGUUUGCUUUUAUUGGAAUGAGCCUAGUUGCCUCUUUUUGCUGUGAGUGAAUCGAGCAGAUCAAUAGCUCUGUUAUGUCUGUGCAGCAAAUAUGAAGCUACCCAGCAGCUGGUUAGCUUAUAUUAGCUUAGCCUAAAGACUAGAGACAGGGGAACAACAAUCAUGGCUUUAGCUAAAGACUUUGACUUUUUAAGUAUUAAACAAAUAAGAUAUAACAUGUUAAACAGGGAGCUUUAUAUGUACUGGUAAGCAGAUUUUGCCUUAAACCUUUUAAAAGAUAGAGAAUAGCCAUGUUUCCAGUCUUUGUGUCUCAAGCUAAUUGGCUGCUGUGGUUAGCUUCAUACAUGGUAUUGAUUUUCUAAGCUAGCUUUUGGGCAGGAAGUGUAUAAGCGUUCAGGUAAUGUCAAACCAAAAUGUCAAACUAUUGUUUUAACUUUGUAAUAACAAAUAACAACAAAUAAUCUACAGCAGAACCCAACAAUUAGCUUAGCUUUAGCUGCAACCCAUUUUGCAAAGGAGAAAGUAGAAAGCUUUCAAGCGCACAGGGGUAAAGAUUUUCAAUGUGCGGUAACAAAUGGAUUAAAACUAGAUAACCUGUUCUUACUAGAAAAGAAUCAAGCCAAGCUAGGCUACGCUAUCUUUUAUUUUAUCACCCCUCAAGCUGCAAAUGGAGGGGAAAAUAAACAUUAAUGAAUUAGCUUGGCUUUGCAUAAGAAGAAACACAUUUGUUAUAUCUUUCAAAAAACAUUGUAUCCCCUUCCUAAACACUCAAGUCGUCCUACAAUAUUAAAAUGUAGGUUUUUAGAUUGUUUGUCUCACAAGUUAAAGCAGCUAUAAAACCUAAAGCCCUUUUUAUGAUGUCUUCUACUCUAUUUAAAGAGGGCUUCUUUGAGAAUACAUAAACUCGACUUCAUUGUCUAAAGUCCUAAAUUGGAUUUUGGGAGACCAAAGAUCAACGCUAGCUUUAUUAUGGUUGUAUAGUGUUGCAAUGCUUUGUUACAUCUGUAGCCAUUAACUAGUGAUAAGUAGAACAUCAGUCAGCAAUCCUUUAACAGUACAGUAUGUUUGGUCAAACCUGCUGUCAAUCAAUGAAUAUCUGGGCAUAUCAAUUCACUGUGCUAUUUCCUCACACAGGGUGGGACACUUAAAGUCACUCGCAUGCAUGUAAAGUAACACGCGCACACCUCAAGUUAAUCUACCUUGUACAAUAGAGGCCUCAAAAGUUGUUGAAUGUCUUUAUAUAAGAGACAAAUUGAGAGAGGUGAUGGACAGAGACAAAAGACAACCAAGGUACAGAUCAUGUUUCAGAUUCUUCCACUGAAUUGCAUGAGGAAAAUGUUUAUCUAACUCUGAUUGUAUGUUUUUCAAGAUAUCUGAAUGUGUCUCUCUGAAUGUUUCUCUCUACAUGUACGAUCGGCUUCGACCAAGACCAACAAAAUGUUUAAAAGAAUGUGCGUCUUGAAUGUCUCACAACUGUACUUGACUCCUUUUUAAUACGCACCCCAGUAUUAAUGGGGUCUGUUUGUUUUUGAUAUCCUACCGUCAAGCAAUGUACACUUGUGUUUUCUGAAUGUUCUGUGGUCAACAGCGUCCUGUCUGUUUUUAGUCAAUUGUUGGAUUCCAACUAAGUUUUAAUGUCCUGCCGUCCAAUUAGGAUCAAACUGUGACCAGGAUGACACAUUUUCAGGUCACUCGAGGGAGUGUGAAGCGAAGAAGUGAUUGUACGACCACAGCCUGUCAACUCACUUCUACACAAGCCAUCUCUAUGUCCUUGCUGUUAUGUUCAUUCUUAUAAUGCUAACCCUUGCAUGAAGCCAUUUGUGUAAAUAAUUUCCUUCUGUUUUUCAAUGUAGAAGCACAGAAUUGCUUCUAGUGUGAGAGGUAGGAGCUUAAAGAGAAUUAAAUGAACAUACUUGUAUAACAAGAUUCAAAUUAAGUGCUGCCAAUAAAAAAAAGCAGUACAGCCUUUAAAAUCUCAGAAUUUUGUCUAUUCCCUCCAGGCAUUUAUUUCAAUUUUAGCUCAUUUGGUGGCAGUUGAGGCAACCGUGUGACAGCAGCAGCAGUCACUUUCUCUGCUCAGAGCAAUAUCACCAUACGACUUGUGUCGUCUCUGCCAUGUAACAGCAUAUCUGUCAGAGAAGUUUCUGGAAAAGCAGUAAAAAUACAUUCCUGUGGGCUACUUGAGCUUUCUUAUUUGUAAUCCUUUAACUUUAGUAUGCUUCAGUUCCUUCUUUUGUCUGGUAUAUUUUCUGUGAAAUAAGAGCAAAUAAAGGAAUGUAUCUUUUUAUGUACUUGUUAAUCAAGAUAUUGUGUAUUUUCUGUAUAUUAAGUCCCCAAAACACGAUUGAUAAACAUGUACUGUAUAUUAGUUCUGGAUCGUUUUCACAUGCUUUGCCCUUUUUUGAUUCGAUAAUCACUUUCAUUUGAGAAUAUGUAACAUAUGAUACUUGUCUGUGAAAAAUAUCAAAAAUAAAUAUUGUUUUGAUUAAAUUAUA
This is a messenger RNA of Eleginops maclovinus (Patagonian blennie), 4905 nucleotides long. RefSeq names its product small ArfGAP2 (gene smap2). Gene Ontology annotation, molecular function: GTPase activator activity. NCBI's taxonomy places the organism in Eukaryota, Metazoa, Chordata, Actinopteri, Perciformes, Eleginopidae. Gene Ontology annotation, cellular component: cytoplasm. Bases 324 to 1865 code for a protein of 513 amino acids. The transcript has 9 exons. The record is from RefSeq and is a predicted model, not a curated record.